AUGCAGCUACGUCUCCUUUGUGUUGGACAGACAGAACAUUCCAGUGUAACUUUGAAGGAAGACACCAAAACUAUGGAGACAAGCCCACCUGACUCAAACACCAAGGACCAUGUAGAUGCUGAGAAAGAGGAUGCUCAUACAGUUAAACAGUUGCCGUCUUCAGACGAAGAUGCAGAAGACCUUGACCACGCAUCUGAGCCACAGUCUUAUGAUCUGGGCUUUAAAAAGGUUUUUAAAUUUGUUGGAUUCAGAUUCACAGUAAAGAAGGAAAAGACGGAAAAAUCGGAACCAGUUCAACUGCUUACUGUAAAAAAAGAAACGCAAGUCCCUGAAGGAGCUGAUGAUCAAAAAGAAAUCGGCUCAGAAGAAGUAGCGAUGCCUGAGGAUGCACUCUCUGCAGAAGGUGCCACCAAUGACACACUGAAAAAUGAAAAACCAGAAGACGAAUCUCCUAAAACACCAGAAGCAAAUGAGAUUUGUUCUCAGUCAGCUGCCUUAGCCACCGAUACUGCAUCACCGUUAAGAAAAUUUUUUACUCAGGGCUGGACUGGAUUUAGAAAAAAGAAGAGUUUUAGGAAGCCUAAAGAAGAUGAACUACAGUCUCCUGUGAACGAAGAGGGGCAAGAAAAAGAGGGGGCAGCGUUAACAACUGAAAUUGCUGAAAAGGAGGAGAAAUCUGAGCAAGAUGAGGAGAAGAAUGUGACAGCAGUAACUAUUGAAGCGCACGAGAAUGAGCAAACUGAAGGUGAAAAGCAGGAGUCAGAAAAGACUGCGGCAGCCAUGGGAGCUGAAGCAUGUGAGAAGGAAGAGCAAAGCAGGUGUGAUGAGCAGGGACAAAACCAGGAUGUAGCAGCAGCAGUUGUUAAAGAAAGUGCGAUGGAGAAAAAAGCUGAAGGUGAUGAACACGAAAAGAACCUGGUGGAAGUCUCGGAAGAUCUUGGUAAAAAGGAAGAAAAACCUGAAGAAGGAGAGAAAGAAAGUGAGGUGUCAGAGAGACCACUAAAAGUAAGGUCUGUGGUGCCUAUUACUACAGACAGUGUGAAUGGAGAAUUGAAUGCAUCCUUGGAAGUCCUACCUGUGGGAGAAAAAACAGAGUCAACUGGAGUCAAGUGUGAAAUAGAGGAAAGAACUGAAAUAUCCUCUGAAGAGAAACUUGAAGCAGAAUCUUUGGCAAUUGACGUUCCUAGCGAGCAGCUUAAAAAAUCUGAAGUAAGAGAAGGAAAUAAACCUGCUCUGCUGGGGAAAGAAGCAUUAGAUGAAAAAACAGAGGAAACGGAGUUGAAAAUCUCACCUACAUCAGAAGAUAUCACUGGGAAGUUAGACACACAAGGAGAAGCUCAAGAUAGAAGCACAGAGAAGAAAGAAGGCAUAGAACAUGAGACAAAACUGAGUGUGGGGGCUCCUGGAUUGAAGUCCUUUCCUACUGCUGAGCAUUCAGUUGACACAGAGGAUGAUCAACAGUCGGUCAAACCCACUGAUGAAGGUCUACAGGGAAAGACUAGUGUAGUUAUGUCUGAUACUGCCAAACCAGAUGAAAUAACCACAGAAAUGAAUCCUGAAGCUGGAAAGAAGCCUCCAGAAGGUAUCACAAAUGAAGCUGAACUGCUGUCUUCUCAAGAAAAAACUAAACUACAAGGCAGCCCUUUAAAGAAACUCUUUACAGGUACUGGAUUAAAAAAACUGUCUGGAAAGAAGCAUAAAGUCAAAAGAGAAGAACCUAAGUUAGGGGAACAGGGUGAACUAAUUCAGCACUUAUCAGAUUCCCCAGAUAGCCCGGAGGAACAAAAGGGGGAGAGUUCUGCUUCUUCUCCUGAGGAAGUGAAUGAAAUUCCUUCUUUGGAAAAAUCUGUAGAUGGAAUGCAGGUCACUGAAAAUGAUGAUGCUGCGAUUUCAGAUGUGGAGCGAAAAAGAGAAAGCGUUACACCCUGGGCAUCAUUUAAAAAGAUGGUGACUCCCAAGAAACGUGUCAGAAGACCUUCUGAAAGCGAUAAAGAAGAGGAAAUCGAUAAGACAAAGAGUGCUGUAGCCUCUGCAACUGAAAACGCCAUUGACGAAAAUCAGGGAGAAUUAAAAGAAAAUGGGAUGGACCAGAAACCAGAGAAAGCUACAGAAGAGCCUAAACGAAAGGUGGACACCUCCGUGUCCUGGGAAGCUUUUAUAUGUGUAGGUUCUUCAAAGAAAAGAGCCAGGAAAUCAUCAUCAUCUGAUGAAGAAACUGAACAUAAGCUUGGUCAAGAAAGCCAAAAGGUAGAAGAACCUGGACAAAGCAAAGAAACAGCAACAGAUGUAAUUCUUACUAGUUCUCAGGAGAGUGAUCAAGGACAAGGCAACUCUUCCCCAGAACAAGCUGGAAGCCCAUCUGAAGGGGAAGGUAUUUCAACAUGGGAGUCAUUUAAAAGGUUAGUCACUCCAAGAAGAAAAUCCAAAACCAGAAUGGAAGAGAGAACGGAAGACUCUGUUGUGGGAUCUAGCCUGGAGCAUUCAACAUCGGAUGGUGAGCCUGGAAAAGAUGAAUCGUGGGUUCCAUUUAGAAAACUGAUGCCUGGGCGUAGGAAGAAAAAGUCAGAUGGGAAGUCAGAACCAACUCUUAAACAAGCAAGAGAAGACAUGGCAGAAGCAACUGAGGAAGAUUCAGAUAUCCCAGCUGUUGUUCCUUUAUCUGAAUAUGAAGCAGCAGAGCAGGAGAAAAUUGAAGCCCAGCGAGCAAAAGAUGCUGAAGCGAUGAGAGAACAAACCUCAGAGGAAGAGAGAGCAGAAAAAUUAGAGGAGACCCUAAGAAUUGAGCAAGCACAUGAAGGGCUGGUACAUGCAGUUACUGUUACCGUUGUGGAAGGGGAAAGGGCGGUUACCAGCAUUGAAGAAAGGUCACCGUCUUGGAUAUCUGCUGCCCUGACAGAGUGCAUUGUACAGGCAAAAGAAGAGGAAGAGAAAGAAGCUAAGAAAAAAGCCGAAUUGGAUGUUAUCGUGGAAGAAGCAGUGGUGGCUGCUAAGACAGUGCCAGAGACGAGAAGGGAUGUAAGUGAUGACACCACAGCAAGUGAGCUAGAGCCAACCUCUGAAGCAGUGACAGCUCUGGAGGAGACAGCAGAAGCUUCCUGUGCUGAAGAAACAAUGGAAAUGUCCCUUGCUGAGGAGACAACUGAGAUGGUUUCUGCUGUUUCACAGUUAAUAGAAACCCCAGAUACUACAGAGGAAGUUACACCCGUACAAGAAGUAGAGGCCACUGAACAAAACUUGAAAGAAUUAGACAGACAGACACAAAAAGUUCUUCAUGAAGUUGCUGAAAGAGUAAAGUCAGCAGAUGUAGCCCAGCUGGUUAGUGAAAGAACCACGGCAGCAACUGUAAUUACAGCAGUGGAAGGAAUUGAGUCAGAAGUGAGAUAUGAUGCUAAAGAUGGGAAGGUUGUAGAUCAGGAAAGUGUUUUGCUUGAACAGGCCCUGAAAAAAGAAGAAUGCAAGGAGGAUGACCUCCAGGCCUUGGGAAGUGCAGGGAGCAUUCAGGGCCAAACCAGACCUGAAGAGAGUGUCCUACAGGAAGGUUCAGAGAGAAGUGAAAUACUAGCUCCAACAAAAGAACGCACAGAAGGAGGUGAAAAUGAAGAUGUACUGAGAGAUGAAAGCCAGUGGCAGGCAUGUGAGGAGCCAGUUGUAGAAGACCAUGAAGAAAUAUGUGAAGUUCAGAGGAGAGUAGAGGAACCUUCAUCACAAGCAGUCACUCCUAAGGAAGAGCCGUUAGCAAAGCAGGAGCCUUCGGAGCAAGAGAAACUGCCCAUAACAGAUUUGACAGUAGAUGAGACAAGAGAUGAAUGUAUUCCAGAAGCACAGACUACGGUGCAGGAUGAGACAAGGGAUGAAACCUCUACCUUGAGGCUUACAGCUGACGAGCCUGCGCAGCUGGAAGGAGAGGACAGAACGCUCACCGUGGGAUCAGAGUGCACAGAAGCAGCUGUCACUGUGGUCCCUGUUAAACCUGAAAGCCAAGAUGAAAUUCCUGACUUAGACUCACAAGAGCAAGCUUGUACUAAAGGAGUUCAUAGCAGGCCACCUGCCCAGAGAGAGGAAGGAGAAGAUGAUGCUGUGCUCCUUGGAGUAAAAAGCACAGAAGUCACUGUUACUGAGGUUGCUCUGCAGAAUGAGGAAAAAACCUCUGCCCUUCCUUCAGAAACAGUGGGUUCGGAAGCAGCUGCAGAUGCUGAGCAGAGUGUGAGGGAUGGGGCUGACAGGCAGAUUGCAGCAAAAGAUUCUGUGCCCAUCCUAGAGCCACAAUGCAGAGAAAAAACAACUGAAACUCCCUCCCAGAGUGAUGAAACCAAAGGUGGCAAAAUGGAAGAUGCUGUGCUUGAAACUGAAACGCACUUAGAGAGUGAUACCACCGUCAUUGAGGCUCCUGCACAGACUGAAGCAGACAGCAUACCUAGUUCAGCAUCAGCGUGCCCAGACGUCACUGAAAAUGGAAGCGCAGUCCUCGCUGAUAUAAGUUCUUGGAAAUGUGAAGCACUAAGCAGCUUAGCCGAAGAAGAGGCUGUGGAAAAAGAACAGGAACUUGUGGAAACCUCCAGCUGUCAAGACUUUCAGAAAGAAGAUAACAAAAAGGAGCAAUUUAUGGAAAGAGCCAAGGAAGUAUUUGAAUCUGGAAAACAGGAAGCUGUGAGAGUUGAUGAAUGUUCAACUGCUGUCCAGCAAGAGGCUUCAGCUGCGCAAGAGCAAGGCUCUGACUCGGCCUUCCUACAACCUGAAAGUUUGGAGCCUCUGCAAGUGCCUGUAGCAGCUGCAGCAGUUGAAGAGCAUGUCAUGGCCAAAACUGUAGUGCCUGCAGACACGACAGCCAAAUCUGUACAGCCCUUAGCCACCACACCAGAGCAAGUAGCUGCUGAAGAGGUCCCAGUUGCUGCUGCUGACUCUUUAGUCUCUGGGACUGCAGAGCUUGGUAGUGCAGGAGCACCUGAGGCUCAGGUAACUCCUGCUUCCGUGAAUGGAAUAUCAGAGGAGCAAGAGAGGCCCCAGAGUAUGGGGCAACCCAAACAAAAUGGUAUUCCUCUAAGUGACAGUCUGUCUCUCACCUACACAGAAUGUGAGGAGGAUGUUGUUCAGUCUGUGACUGUAGAGUCCCAGAGUACGAAAAUUGUACUGAACGCCAUCCAGACGGCUGUUCACAGACUUGCAGAAACAGAAGAGUCGGCUGCCUUUGAGUCAGAGCAGCACAUUAAGUCUGUAGGGAAUAGCCCCUCAGAUACAAAUAUACCUGAACCUUUGGAAAGCAUGCAGGGGGAUCAUCAACUUCCAGUAAAAGAGGAAGAGAUAUGGACUAAAGAACAAGAGCUCCAGCAGUCAGGAAUAGUGAAAACUGCUACCUUAACAGAUUCUGCAGAAAUUCAUACAAUUGUAGAAAAAACAACAGAUGUGCUGUUAACUUCUGAGAUGCUGGAAGAUGGACAAAGUCAGAAUUCUUUAACAAUUGUGACUACCCCUGAAGAUGUUUCAAGGGAAAGUGUGAGUCUUCAGAAAUCAACACUAGAUCAAAGUACUUCAGAAGAUUCAACCAAAGACCCCCUAGACAUACAUCCACCAAAAUUAAGGGAAAAAGAGGUUGGGCGGAUUAUGGAAAUCCCAGACCAGCAUACAGGUCAGCAAAUAUGCACAGGAAGUGAGGAGGAAGAACAACAUCACACGCCAGUGGAAGAUGGGAAAACACAGACAAUGGAGGAUGAUAGCUGCCCAGAAGGAACACAGUGCGAUAGUCCGCAGAGUCAGAGCUUAGUGGCUCCUGAGGCCUUGAAU
Eurypyga helias (sunbittern) is the source of this 5778-nucleotide messenger RNA. RefSeq names its product A kinase (PRKA) anchor protein 12 (gene AKAP12). The record is from RefSeq and is a predicted model, not a curated record. Gene Ontology annotation, molecular function: protein kinase A binding; calmodulin binding. Lineage: Eukaryota; Metazoa; Chordata; Aves; Eurypygiformes; Eurypygidae. The transcript is spliced from 3 exons. Gene Ontology annotation, cellular component: cytoplasm. The annotation marks the transcript as partial. Gene Ontology annotation, biological process: regulation of protein kinase C signaling; signal transduction.